GGCUGGGACUUUACUCCGGCGGCCGGGAACGAGCCCGUGCUCCAUCAGCUGCCGCAACCGCCGCGCCCCGAGCCCGAGCCACGAUGAGCGGCAGAGUCGGCGAUCUGAGUCCCAAGCAGAAGGAGGCACUGGCCAAGUUUCGGGAGAAUGUCCAGGAUGUGCUGCCCACCCUGCCGAAUCCAGAUGACUAUUUUCUCCUGCGCUGGCUCCGAGCAAGAAACUUCGACCUGCAGAAGUCUGAGGCCAUGCUCCGGAAGCACGUGGAGUUCCGAAAGCAAAAGGACAUUGACAACAUCACGAGCUGGCAGCCUCCCGAGGUGGUCCAGCAGUAUCUGUCAGGGGGCAUGUGUGGCUAUGACCUGGAUGGCUGUCCCAUCUGGUACGAUAUCAUUGGACCUCUGGAUGCCAAGGGGCUGCUCCUCUCAGCCACCAAACAGGACUUGCUCAAGACCAAGAUGCGGGACUGCGAGCGGCUCCUGCAGGAGUGUGCAUGCCAGACCAAAAAGAUGGGGAAGAAGGUGGAGACCGUCACCCUGAUUUAUGACUGCGAGGGGCUUGGCCUCAAGCAUCUCUGGAAGCCUGCGGUAGAGGCCUACGGGGAGUUUCUCUGCAUGUUUGAGGAAAAUUACCCUGAAACGCUGAAGCGUCUUUUCGUUGUUAAAGCCCCCAAGCUGUUUCCUGUGGCCUACAACCUCAUCAAACCCUUCCUGAGUGAGGACACCCGCAAGAAGAUCAUGGUCCUGGGGGCAAACUGGAAGGAGGUUUUACUGAAAUAUAUCAGCCCUGACCAGCUGCCUGUGGAGUAUGGGGGCACCAUGACUGAUCCUGAUGGAAACCCCAAGUGCAAGUCCAAGAUCAACUAUGGGGGCGACAUCCCCAAGAAGUACUAUGUGCGAGAUCAGGUGAAACAGCAGUAUGAACACAGUGUGCAGAUUUCUCGUGGCUCCUCCCACCAAGUGGAGUAUGAGAUCCUCUUCCCUGGCUGUGUCCUCAGGUGGCAGUUCACAUCGGAAGGUUCGGACAUCGGUUUUGGGAUUUUCCUGAAGACCAAGAUGGGGGAGCGGCAGCGGGCAGGCGAAAUGACAGAGGUGCUUUCCAAUCAGAGGUACAAUGCCCACCUGGUGCCUGAGGAUGGGACCCUCACCUGCAGCGAUCCUGGCAUCUAUGUCCUGCGGUUUGACAACACCUACAGCUUCAUUCAUGCCAAGAAGGUCAGCUUCACUGUGGAGGUCCUGCUUCCGGACAAGGCCUCAGAAGAGAAGAUGAAACAGCUGGGGGCAGUCACCCCGAAGUAA
This is a messenger RNA of Neogale vison (American mink), 1295 nucleotides long. RefSeq names its product SEC14 like lipid binding 2 (gene SEC14L2). The coding region runs from base 84 to 1295 and encodes 403 amino acids. Gene Ontology annotation, cellular component: cytoplasm. The transcript has 12 exons. The record is from RefSeq and is a predicted model, not a curated record. NCBI's taxonomy places the organism in Eukaryota, Metazoa, Chordata, Mammalia, Carnivora, Mustelidae.